CCUGUCUGGAAACUAUUCACCAUCACCCCUCCUUCACCAUUUUCUCUGAAACUCCGGGUUUUGUUCCUCUCUCUGGGUAACUGUUGUGCUGUUUUGUUUCUUCCCGUCCUUUACAGUAGUCUGACUCGUCAGAGGCGAAGGAGUUUUUAGUCUCUUUGGUUUGUCCAGAGCGGCUGUAGUCUACUGUCCUGAACAUUUCAGCGUCUCUGCUGAGAAGAGGAUAGACUACGCUUUUUUUUCUCCCCCUCUGAGCGGAUUUGGAGUGUGUGAGAGAGGGAGGGGAGUGUGCGAGCGUGCGUGUCAGCGAGAGACAGCGUGGGGAAAGGAUGGCUGCCUGCCUCUGAGCUGCGUCUGCGCUCACGGGUUAACUCACGUCAAUAAGGAACAAGAGACAAGCGAGGAGAGAACUUUUUGGAAAGAAGGAAAUUGCUUUGCUUUCUACGAGGUUUAAGAAAGGGAUUUGAACAAUGCCUGCUGAAGUGAAACAGGAGCAGAGCCCCAGUAACCAGACGUCUCUGGCCAUGAUGCAGGAGCCCCAGGAGAUGGUGGAGGAGACGGUCACCAUUGAGGAGGACCCUGGCACACCCACCUCCCACGUGUCUGUGGUCACCUCCGACGACGGCACCACGCGACGCACAGAAACCAAGGUGACGAAGAUGGUGAAGACGGUGACCACGCGGACGGUUCGACAGGUGCCCCUGGGCCCCGACGGCCUGCCCCUGCCCGAGGGCUCCUCCCCGCUGGGCAGCUACACAGACUCCAUCGACCGGCGCUACCUGAAGAACGGCGAGCGCUACAUCACCACGCCGCAGGCCACCUCCACGCUCACUCGCUCCUACAACAACUACAACGACUCCUACACCGACACGCUCCCCCCCGAUGCCGGCGGGAGCCAGUAUGGUGGGCGUCACUAUGGCCUCCACGACGGCUAUGGGAUUGGAGAUGUGACAGACAACUACGGCAGCCUGUCGCGUGGCGUCAACUUCCGGCCGCCCCGCUAUCCCUACGCCAUGGCUAACAGCUACCGGACGGAGAACAGCUACGGGACCUUACCCAUUCGGAAGGAUGACUACGGCCACGUGGCCCAGCCUCAGGUGCCCAUGGGCAGCAGCAGUGUGGACCUGAACCGGUCACAGCCAGAACGCUUCCAGCCAGAGCCCUACGGACUGGAGGACGACCGCCGCAGCCUGGGCCCUGAGGAGGAGGAGCCCUAUGACCUGGACCCUGACUACUCCACCGCCAGCCGGCGCCAAGGCACGCUGCCUGGCACCAACCGCGGCAGGACCGUGAGAGAGCCGCUCCGCGACGGGCCACGUGUCAGGGGGUACGAGGACCCCAUCGAGGCAGAGCUGGUUGACGAGCGACACCCCUACAUCCAUGGCAUGUACGCGGCCCCCCUGGCCCAGCCCGAGAGGGGGAGCAUGGCCAGCCUGGACCGCCUGGCUGGCCGCCGCUCGCCCUCCAUAGACAGCAUCCGCAAGGACCCGCGCUGGCGUGACCCUGACCUGCAAGAGGUCAUCGCCAUGCUGGGCCACCCUAUCGACCCGGUCAAGUCCAACGCCGCUGCCUACCUGCAGCACCUGUGCUACGAGAACGACAAGAUCAAGAAGGAUGUGCGCCAGCUGAAGGGCAUCCCUGUGCUGGCAGGGUUGCUGGACCACCCCAAGGCUGAGGUCCACCGCAAGGCCUGUGGAGCCCUGAGGAACAUCUCCUACGGCAAGGACCACGACAACAAGGUGGCCAUCAAGAACUGCGAUGGUAUCCCAGCCCUCAUCCGCCUGCUGAGGAAGACCAACGACAUGGAGGUCCGUGAGCUCAUCACAGGGACCCUGUGGAACCUGUCUUCCUAUGAGCCUCUGAAGAUGGUGAUUAUAAACCACGGGCUUCAGACUAUGACCAACGAGGUCAUCAUCCCCCACUCAGGCUGGGAGCACGAGCCCAACGAGGACUCCAAGCCCCGUGACGCAGAGUGGACCACCGUCUUCAAGAACACCUCUGGCUGUCUGAGGAACGUGAGUUCGGAUGGGGCCGAGGCGAGGCGCAGGCUGAGGGAGUGUGAGGGGCUGGUGGACGCUCUGCUCCACGCCCUGCAGUCAGCUGUGGGGAAGAAAGACAUGGACAACAAGUCUGUGGAGAACUGUGUGUGUAUCAUGAGGAACCUGUCCUACCACGUUCACAAGGAGAUCCCAGGGGCUGAGAAGUUCACAGACCCAUCAGUGCUGCAGGCCCCGGGCUCUGUGGGCCCUCAGAGGAAGAAGAAGGACGACGCAGGCUGCUUCGGAGGGAAGAAGGCCAAAGGCAGGAAAAACGGAGAGAAUGCCAAAAGCUACGACACGCUGGAUCUCCCCAAGCGCACUGAACCCACAAAAGGUUUUGAGCUGCUGUACCAGCCAGAGGUAGUGAGGCUGUACCUGUCUCUGCUCACUGAGAGCCAGAACUACAACACUCUGGAGGCUGCAGCAGGGGCCCUGCAGAACCUCAGUGCCGGACAGUGGACCUGGUCCAACUACAUACGAGCCACUGUGAGGAAGGAGAAGGGUCUUCCCAUCCUGGUGGAGCUGCUGCGUUCUGAUGCUGACAAGGUGGUCCGAGCCGUGGCCAUCGCCCUGCGUAACCUCUCCAUCGACCGCCGCAACAAAGACCUGAUCGGGAGCUAUGCCAUGAGGGACCUGGUGAGUAACCUGCCCAGUGGUCAGCAGCGGCCAGCCAAGAACCUGGAGGAAGAUACAGUGGUGGCCAUCCUCAACACCAUCCACGAGAUUGUGACGGACAGCUCCGAGAACGCACGCUCCCUCAUCCAGGCCCAGGCCAUCGAGAAACUGGUGGCCAUCAACAAGACAAGCCAAUCACCACGUGAGAACAAGGCUGCCUCCCACGUGCUGCAGACGGUGUGGAGCUACAAGGACCUGAGGAACACCCUGACCAAGGAAGGAUGGAAUAAGAGCCACUUCCAGCUUACAGCGAGCGGCGCCCCUAAAGCAGCCAAGAACGGCAAGCCAGGCUACGACGACACUACCCUGCCCCUGAUGGAGAAGAACCAAGGCACCAAGAAAAAUGGAAGUGGUGAUAUGAUACCUAUGGACGAGCUUGGUCCAGAUGGCUACUCCACCAUCGACCAGAGAGACAAGGACUGCAAGUACAAGAGCGGUGGAGACGGGUCAGUGGACCUGACAGAACGGGAGCCAUUGAAGGCUUAAAUAACAACAGCGCAACAUCUCAACUAGAUGAGGAUCUCCCAUGUCAUCACUGUCAUAACACAUGGAGUUUAUUUUGAUGUUGACUCGCCAGCAGAUAGACUUUGUAAAUGAAAGAGAGAGAAACAAAACAACAAAAGUGAUCAUCCAUCAGCCAAUGUUUCAAGCUUUUUGAAUCAGCAAAUGAAAUGUAUAGAACAGAAAAUCAAAAAAUGACUACUUCUACUACUACUCGUAUCUACAUUCCCACUGGAUGGACAAACAUAGUGUACACGAACAUGAGGACUGACUGGAGCAGCUCUGGUGUCAGGAUGGAAGAAUGGAGGCAGUUAUCCUCCUAGACAUACAAGUGAUCUAAAGCUCUAACUUUAUGGUUACUCUAAGGAUGGCUGCUGGUGGUGUGAGGCAGGAGAGAACGUUAUGUUUGUUGAUUCUACUGCUUGCAAAGGUGGAGGGAAAGGGGAAAGAGAAAAUUAACUAUUUAAUUUUCAUGUCAAAAUGAAGUUUGCUUCCGAAUGUUUAUUUCCAUGUAACAAUUUAGCUUUUUGUUUCCAUUUUAUUUUUGUUUGUCUUUCCUCGAGGCACUGUAAAUUGUAUUUGUUUGUAAUAUUGUUUUUCUUUAUCUGGUCUGUCUUUUUCAUUUUAGUUUGAAGAAGUGUGGACUGGUGUGGUAGAUGGCAGAUGAAUGUUGGUGUGGUUUUAAGUUGGGGACUUGAUGCUUGAGCGUCGCUUAAAGGAGCUGUAGCAGACUCCACAGAUACGCUUUUCACACGCGAAGGCUCUCAAACAUAUUUGGCAUACAAUGGUUCACUGUGUUUCUUUAAGUGCACUGGGAUCAUUGCUGUGCAACGCAUAGGGGACUGACUGGGUGCUGAUUCAGUUCAUAAACCCACAAGAAUUUCACACACCUGCAAGUGUUGAUUGGAGUUAGGGAAGUGAAAUUACAUGUACAUUUGGUUGGGUUACUUAUAGCUGUUGAGUAAAACAAAAUGAAAAUAUAUUUUCUGAAUCGAUAGUCGUGGUUGUUUGCUGAAGGUAUAUGAUUUACUCGGUUGGUUGCUAUUUGCCAUUGAUGUGUAAUAAAGUUGAAUAGGAUAUAAGACAUUUUGUUUAUAAAUGGAUUGCGUUUAUGAAGGAAGGGAGAGGAUUAUGUGAAGUACACUGAACAAAAAUUUAAACAAAACAUUCAACAAUUUCAAAGAUUUUGCUGAGUUACAGUUCAGAUAUGGAAAUCAGUCCAUUUAAAUUAAU
Molecule: messenger RNA, 4445 nt
Organism: Salvelinus namaycush (lake trout)
Lineage: Eukaryota; Metazoa; Chordata; Actinopteri; Salmoniformes; Salmonidae
Product: armadillo repeat protein deleted in velo-cardio-facial syndrome homolog
Exons: 16
Coding region: 468-3197 (909 amino acids)
Biological process (GO): cell-cell adhesion; cell-cell junction assembly
Cellular component (GO): plasma membrane; cytoplasm; nucleus
Molecular function (GO): cadherin binding
Source: RefSeq, a predicted model, not a curated record